Onthophagus taurus is the source of this 1846-nucleotide messenger RNA. Its product is annotated as E3 ubiquitin-protein ligase KCMF1. Gene Ontology annotation, cellular component: plasma membrane. The record is from RefSeq and is a predicted model, not a curated record. Lineage: Eukaryota; Metazoa; Arthropoda; Insecta; Coleoptera; Scarabaeidae. Gene Ontology annotation, biological process: synaptic signaling. Gene Ontology annotation, molecular function: zinc ion binding.
CAGUUUAUGGAUCCAUAAAUGGAAAAUUUAAUAUACAAUCGAAUGUAAUUUGGAUAUAAGAGGUGAUGUGAAGUUAGUCACUACCCUGUUGGUCGGUUUACACGGCUAACUUUGCUCGAUUCGCGUCCAUGAUUGGUUACCUGAAGUUCCGGUUCCAAUUUUGAGAUGAGCGCACACGAAGGGGUUAGUUGCGAUUCCUGCCUCAAAGGCAACUUCCGGGGGCGACGUUACAAAUGUCUAGUCUGUUAUGAUUAUGACCUUUGCGAUACCUGCUAUGAAGCUGGGGCCACAAACACUAGACACACUACUGACCAUCCAAUGCAAUGUAUUUUAACACGAGCUGACUUUGAUUUGUUUUAUGGCGGAGAAGCGCUUUCUAAUGAUCAUCCACAGUCAUACACUUGCCCAUAUUGUUCACGUAUGGGAUACACAGAAGCUACUCUUCAAGAACAUGUCACUGCUGAUCAUGCAGAUACUUCUUUUGAAGUGGUUUGCCCGGUGUGUGCCGCGAUGCCAGGUGGGGACCCCAAUCUGAUGACGGACGACUUCGCCGGUCACUUGACUCUGGAGCACCGCACGGGGCCCCGGGAUCUCAUCUCCUUCCUUGAUGAGCCGAUGGCGACGCGCCACAAUGUGCGUCGCGUUACCCAUUCGGCGCACUUGGCCGGGGGUACCAGGGGCGGCCAAACCUCAAGACCACGUCGGUCCAACAUGCAUUUCAGCGUAUUUGGAUCUGGUGGGUUGACCUCUGUUUCUCCUUCGUCCAGGGAAUCCGUGGAUCCGAUUGCAGAAUUGCUCUCGCAGUUAUCUGGAGUACGUCGCUCAACUAGUAAUACGAAUAGCACCCCCAGUCAGCUUCAGCAACUACAGAUGCAACUUCAGCUCGAACGACAACAGGUGAACGCAGCCCGACAACAAUUAGAAAGAAUGCCACGUAGACAAAAUCAGUCCCAAAACACUUUGAGGGAGGCAGCCUCUUCAGCGGCUAGCCCUGGUUAUGGCUUCCUGAUAAACCCAAGCGCAUCUCAAUCGCAGCCUUCGAAUACCAAUUCAUCGGCUACUCCGCAAGCAGCUAACCACUUCCUCUUGGAAAACCUUUUAGAAGAGCUUUCCCUCCAGAAUAGCGCAGAACCAGACGAUAACAGUAUAAGAGAAUUUGCUGAGGAGUUAUUAUUGGCUACCAUGACCCAGUUAAAAGAGGAUCAAAGAGAGUCUGAAAAUGGACGAGCAAUAACAGAUGAACCGCAGGCGGUUCAAGUGGUUAAUGUACCUCCCGUAACUUUGAAUGGUGGAAGAGAUGGACAUACCGGAAGGAUUUUGCGUGGAAGGGCUCGAUCAGAUGGUCAUAACGCAUCCAGACGAGCCGAUGCUAAUAAAUCUGUAGAUAGCAUUAGGCUUAAACAACAACCGCAGCCCGAUCAACCGCAUUUGGGCAACAGAUAGUCAAAGAAACGCGCGCCGCUCUACUAAUGUGAUAGCCUGCAUUACUUAACAAAGAAGAGAUCGCGCCCUAGCGGCUGCACGAGAAACCGUAAUAUAACACAUCUAUAUUUAACGAUACUGUAUAUUUUCUCCAAACGAUAUACCAUGUGUGGCGAUUUCGAUUGUUUUCCAUAUGUACCGCAUACCUUUCUUUACACUCGUGCGUUAUCGCUAUGUGGGUGUCUAAGGCCCCCCUCGUUGCGUAGUAGCGUUUUGCACGCAACCCCCUUUUCAAUGCAGCCAUAGCUCAUUGGCGAGCUAUGGCCCGUUUACAGCUGGUUCCUUAAGUUUGUCUUUAGUUUUUUUAUACACGCAAAACAAAUUUUUGUUUUGUACAAAGCUUGUAUGGAGUUUGUUAAAAUAA